UAGCAUUUGUAAUUCAAUUCAGUUUUACGUGUGUAAGUGUUUUGUUUUGUCCUAAUUUUAUUUGUCAAAAUGGCCACAAUUAGCGAGGAUCAAUCAGACAUAAACCUCCUGCUGAUUGGCGAUGCAGCUGCUGGAAAAUCAACAUUGGUUAACGCUUUCGCUAAUUACUUAAUAACCCAAGAUUAUAAUGUCGCCUUGGAUAAAGGUCCAAUCACAUUCGCCCCGGCGCUCUACAACAUAGAAGACCAAACGAGCCACCAGUUCAUUGUAACCACCGGCACACUUCCGAACCCGUUCUCCAGAUUCGCAGGAUUACCCAUUACCCAAGACAUAAAAACCUACUCGUUCAAAAUAUGGAAUGACUCGUUAACCGUACGUUUGAUUGAUACCCCCGGAUUUGCAAACAUAGAAGAUGAUUGUACGUACGACAAAAACAAUUUCGAGUACAUCCUUCAUUAUAUAUCUCAACGGUACGAAUUGCACGGAGUCUGCUUUGUGAUGAAGCCCCUAAUUGGUCCACUUUCGAGGUCCAUGGUCAACGCCAUGAACUGGUUGAUUUUAAAUUUGGGGCCGAGGAUCGCAAAAAAUUUUAUAUUUUGUUUCACUGCCACGAGAGAAUACUACUACAGCAUGGGUCAUUCGGAGAGGUUCAUACUGGAGACCAUCAAGGAGAUCGAGAAACGGUUCCCUAAGGUUAAAAUUUCCUUUGAUGACAACAUUUUCCAAUUUGAGAACGAACCAAUCAUAUAUUUGAUUGCACGGCAGAAUAACAUUAGUUUGAAUGAAACACUCAAUAUGGUGAACCAGGAGAGCUGGUUCAUCUCACAAGACCAAUGCUGGAAGUUAAUACAGUACAUUGUGGGAAAUGUAGACAGAUCUCCACUUCCUCCCUAUGAGACCUUGGAAAAACGCAGCAUAAAUGAUUGUAGAAGAAUCAUUCAUCUGUUGUUACAACCAAUGGCAGACCUAAUAUAUAAUUUCAUCGUAAACAUGGCAGUUCUCCAAAGACACAGAACCAAAAUCGACGAAAGAAAACACACCCACAAAAUCAAAGACUUAUUUGACGUGCCCAUUAUUAAACUUAAAAUCAAAUCAAUUCCCACACCAGUUUCCAUAUGCACCCACGCCAAAUGUACUGGAAAAGUUCAGAAAUACAGCGUGAACGUGUUCUUUUGCAAAGCACCAUGUUACGCUCCAGUUUUAAUUAAUGGUCAACGCCAUAAAAUAGUGGGUGAUCCAGCCUUGGCCGCCACUCCAGCAUUCGAUUCACAUACUUUGAAAUGCAAGAAAUGUCACUGCAGGGAUAUUUUCCACAUGUAUGCUUAUUAUCUGCUGGAAUACGAGAUUCGGCAUGUGACCUUAAAAGAAAAUGAUAACAAAGGCGGCCCAUCAAAGUAUUUUCAACAAGCUCAGGGUCUUAAUAAAAAAAUUGAGGACAGAAUUAUUUCAAUGAAAGAAGAGUUGUUGAUGCUCACCAAAAUGGCGGCCGAGUUUAUGUUCUUUUUAAAGAGGACUACCAUCAGAGAUUUUAGUGACGGCUUUGCGGAAUAUAUCAAUUUUAUGAUCGCCAGGGAGGUAAAUAUGUCCCAGAAGUCGGAAAUCCUAAGCCAAUUGAGGAAAGUGCUCUACGUUUACACCCAAGCCAUGAACACCUUGGAAAAAACCGACACAGUGGAUAGUGCAUAUGCAACUUUGGAGUCAAUCAGGAAUUUAAUAGGGAGAGCUAAUUGUGCCAUUAAUAACAUUUUUAAUCUAAGACAAGCUGGUCAUUACUUAAACCUCCUGAGCAAAUGUCAGUUUCUUUCGAGAGACGAACAACUCCGAAGCACUUUUGUUUCGAAGUACUCAAGGAACUCGCAAAUAAUCCCAAUCAGAUUUGAUUUAGGUAAAGACAACAAGUUUGGAAAAUCCUCAACACUACCUGGAGGCUACUGCUGUUCUUGGGCCGGCAAUCCGCAGCCCUUUACAAAAUCAUUAAAAACGAAUCAAAGUGAAAAAACCAAAAAUGCAAUGAGGAUGUUCAGAAAGAAAUAUCCGAGAGACUAUUAUGAGUUCACAAACCAUUUGUCCACUUCUGUCUUGAAAAAUAUAGAUUUGUUUUCACCUUCGGGAGGUUGUCCGAACGAUGACUUUCCAUACGGACCCGGUUUGCAUCCUGCCCCUUGUAAUUUAUUGAAAUAUGAUUUCAAUUAUGUGAAAACAGGAAAUUGUAUGCCCACUUGCGUACCACCUGAAAGUAUCUAUGAUUUAUUAGACGAAGAAGGAGAAGAGUCGGUAGAGUAUGAAUUUGUAGACAGUACUACUAUUGAAGUAUGUAAUCAUAAUUGACCAAAUUGUUUUAUAUAUAAUUUGUUAUUUAUUUUGUAAAUAUGUAGGAUUUUAUUUAUUUGUUUGUACAGUGUAAAUUGUUGUGUACAUGAAAACUGUUAAUAUUUAUUUGCUGACAAUAAACAUUAAUACAAUGUUAUCGAUUAA
Molecule: messenger RNA, 2475 nt
Organism: Aethina tumida (small hive beetle)
Lineage: Eukaryota; Metazoa; Arthropoda; Insecta; Coleoptera; Nitidulidae
Exons: 6
Coding region: 70-2328 (752 amino acids)
Source: RefSeq, a predicted model, not a curated record